This is a messenger RNA of Opisthocomus hoazin, 597 nucleotides long. The record is from RefSeq and is a predicted model, not a curated record. NCBI's taxonomy places the organism in Eukaryota, Metazoa, Chordata, Aves, Opisthocomiformes, Opisthocomidae.
AUGUCCCCAUGGUCCUACUAUGUGGAUGGUGUGAGCAAAGAGGUCGUUCAGGACAGUUCAGUACUGCCUGUUUUUUGUGGAUGCAGGUUCCUGGAUACCCCUCAGGUUCAUAGCUGUAUAGCUCUACACGAAGCCCAGGUUGAUGGGUCUGAGAGACAGCUCCUGUCCCCAGAGUGUGAAUGUGCCACAGGGACUACUAAAGAUGUAGCAGAAGAAUCCGUAUCAGAUGACGACAAAAGGAGGAACUAUGGUGGUGUGUAUGUUGGCCUGCCAUCGGAUGCAGCUGCGAUGGUUUCCAGUCAGACGAAAGCUGCACCAAAAGAUUUCAUACAACAAAAUGCUGCUGUCACAUACAUACACCACAGAGUUUAGUCACUGAGUGGUGCUUCCAAAAUUUGCUGCAAAACGAAAAAAUGAAGAAAAAUAACGCUAUUAACCAUAAUAAUAGGAGCUGGUUUUGGAACAGUAGUACCUUUGUUGCACUUUUUUUUUAAAUGGUGUUCUGAAUUAGUGGUGUGUUACAAUGUUUUAACUGUCUUUACCUUUUGUUUUCUAAUUAAGAUUAGAAGGAAAUAAACACAUCAAGAUCCAAACAGC